AUGGCUGACCCAGGGGAGGAUUUUUCCGCCUUGCCAUUACCCGAUCGAUUUUCGCACAAGAACUGGAAAGUCCGCAAGGAGGGCUACGAAGAUGCCAAACAACAGUUUGAAAAGUCGCCGGAUGAGUCCGAUCCUGUUUUCGCGCCGUUCAUACAGGAUCCUGGCUUGAUGAAGGGCGCUGUGGCCGAUUCGAAUGUCGCGGCUCAGCAGGAGGGUCUUGGGGCUUAUUGUUCGUUUUUGAAAUUUGCUGGGGUGCAGGCUUGUACUAGAACCCGCCAGUACACAGUCCCUGCUAUCGUCGAAAAAGGCCUCCCCCAGACGAGACCCGCGGCCAAGGCGAGUGCCAUCGAAGCACUUCUCCUUCUGGUUGAACUGGAAAAGUCCGACCCCGUUAUCGAAGAAAUCCUACCGGCGCUGUCACACAAGGUACCCAAGAUCAUUGCUGCGACGCUAGCGGGACUACGGGCCAUUUACCACAACUUUGGCUGCAAGAUUGUCGACCCCAAGCCGGUCUUGAAGGCUCUGCCUAAGGUCUUUGGCCAUGCCGACAAGAAUGUCCGCGCGGAAGCACAGGGCCUCACCGUUGAGCUGUACCGGUGGCUGCGUGAGGCCAUCAAGCCGCUCUUCUGGGGCGAUCUGAAACCGGUCCAGCAAGCAGAUCUGGAGAAACUGUUCGAAAGUGUGAAACAAGAACCGUCUCCCAAGCAGGAGCGACUGACCAAGGCGCAGCAGGAUGCGAUGGCGACUGCCAGCGCUGCUCCGGACGGGGGCGAGGUCGAAGACGGCGGGGAAGAAUACCCCGAGGAGGAGGAAGGGGACAUCGACGCGUACGAUCUCGCGGAGCCAGUGGACGUCUUUUCCAAGAUCCCGAGUGAUUUUCAAGAGCGACUCGCGUCGUCCAAGUGGAAAGACCGGAAAGAGGCUUUAGAGGCCCUGUACGCCGCGUUGAACGUCCCCAGAAUCAAAGACGGCCCGUUCGACGAUAUCGUUCGCCCGCUGGCCAAGUGCAUGAAGGAUGCGAACAUCGCCGUCGUGACCCUUGCGGCCAACUGCGUCGACCUCCUCGCCAAGGGGCUCAAGAACGGAUUCAUCAAGUAUCGAUCCACGAUCAUGUCGCCGAUAAUGGAACGGCUGAAGGAGAAGAAACAGAGCGUGGCGGAUGCGUUGGGUCAGGCGCUGGAUGCGGUCUUCAUAUCGACGAGUUUGACGGACUGUCUGGAGGAGAUCCUGGAGUACCUCAAGCACAAGAACCCCCAGGUGAAGCAGGAGACCCUGAAAUUCCUGAUCCGCUGUCUGCGCACGACGAAAGACGUGCCCGCCAAAGCCGAAGUCAAAUCCAUCGCCGACGCCGCCACGAAGCUCCUGACCGAUUCGAACGAGGUCAACCGUGCCGGAGGCGCCGAAGUACUGGGCACAUUGAUGAAGAUCCUGGGCGAGCGCGCGAUGAACCCUUACCUCGACGGCCUCGAUGAAAUCCGCAAGACGAAGAUCAAGGAGUUUUUCGAGACGGCACAGGUGAAGGCGAAGGAACGACCGAAGCCCGUCGCCCCCCCACCCAAGGCCGCCCCCAGCGCUGCCGGCAAGAGGGUCGUCGGUGGCAAGAAGCCGCUGGGCGGAAUGAAGAAACCCGCCGCGGCGUCGGCUCCGCCUCCCGAAGACCCCCCUGUGCUUUCGUCUCCCAAGCCCGCGACGCGAUCGAUCCCGUCCAAGCUCGCCGGUCCGCCCAAGGCCGGUGGUCUCCCGACCCCCGGGUCCAACCUCAAGAAGAAGCUGGGAGGCCCCGGAGGCAUCGCGUCUCCGCAGCGUCGGGUGGCCUCGCCCCCCACCGAAGACCAACCGCCCCCGCCUGCGGGGCCCAAAUUCGGCCUGGGGCGCGGGCUUGCCGGCCGUCCGAUUGCGAAGCCGGCCGCCGCGAGCGAACCGGCCCCGGCGCCAGCGGCACCACAAGUGAGCGGGAUGACCGCCGCGGAGCGAGCGGAGCUGGACGAGCUGCGCGAGGAGAAGGAGCGCUUCACGCGAACAGUGGAAGAUCUCAAGUACGAGCGGACCAAGUUACACUCGCAAAUCACGGAACUGCAAAACCAAAACGCGCAGCUCAUCGAAGACCACACGCGGGACGUCCUCGGCAUCAAAGCCAAGGAAACGCAGCUAGUCCGAGCACGCAGCGACGCCGAGACAUCAGAACAAUCCGUCCAGAAACAACAGCGCGAGAUCGAGCGACUCAAGCGCGAGCUCGCCCGGGCCCUCCGCGCCAGCGCCAUGAGCCCACCCACCGUCCUCUCCGACGGCACGAACAUGUCCACGCCAGACAUGGGCGCCAUGUCGCAGGACAACAACAGCCACGGGCCGAUGUCGCGGACGAGCGCGCACAUGGGAUCCCGCUUCGACAGCACCCGGCCGCGGAGUUUCGCGUCGGCGAGUCCCAGCGAAGAGAAGGAGAACACGGGGCUAGAAUCCCCCGGCCUCGGCAGCAGAGACAGCGGCAUUGGCCGGCGGAAGUUCAGCCCGUCGUACGGGGCGGGCACCGGCGCCGGAUACUCGGGGCUGGGCAGUCCGACUCGCUCGGCGUUUGGCUCUGGGAGUGCUUCUGGCGAGGAGCCGCAGCCGCGGAGUGGAGAGCCUGCUGAGAAUUGGAAGCGGGCGGCUGAGGUGACGAGUCAGCUGAAGGCGCGGAUUGAACAAAUGAAGGCACGACAAGGUCUCUCUCGACCACCGCCUUCUCAGCGUUAA
Aspergillus campestris IBT 28561 is the source of this 2730-nucleotide messenger RNA. RefSeq names its product putative spindle pole body component. Gene Ontology annotation, cellular component: kinetochore; spindle pole; spindle pole body. Gene Ontology annotation, biological process: establishment or maintenance of microtubule cytoskeleton polarity; microtubule polymerization; mitotic spindle organization. The transcript has 4 exons. Gene Ontology annotation, molecular function: microtubule plus end polymerase activity; microtubule plus-end binding. Lineage: Eukaryota; Fungi; Ascomycota; Eurotiomycetes; Eurotiales; Aspergillaceae. Bases 1 to 2730 code for a protein of 909 amino acids. The record is from RefSeq and is a predicted model, not a curated record.